Molecule: messenger RNA, 1581 nt
Organism: Rotaria socialis
Lineage: Eukaryota; Metazoa; Rotifera; Eurotatoria; Philodinida; Philodinidae
Source: the annotation of a GenBank genome assembly
AUGACUAGUAACGAAUCAAUGUUUUCAUUUCCUUAUAAUCAUACAAUGCUCUCAUUAUUUGGUGACUUUGUUGGAAUUCAUUAUGAUAAAUAUGUUUUUUUUGCUGUAUGUUCUGCAUUAGUUGGUCUACCAUUUAAUAUACUUUUACUUUUUAUUCUUAUUCGAGAUGGUUUAUUUUGUCGACGCUAUCCAAGAGAUAAAUCGAUUCGAAUAUCAUAUGCAACAAAUGCUCGAACAGGUUCAUUUGAAAGAUUUCUCUUUGAAAUCAUAUGCAUUGAUACAUUAUUAAUACUUUUUCACUUUAUUGAUAACUUUUUAAGUUAUAUUCAUAAAGAUCGUUCAGCUGGCCAACAUUAUCUUAUACAUGUAUCAGAUUUUUGUUGUAAAUUUUUCACAUAUUUUGCUAAAAUGAGUGUUCUUCUUGCGACAUGGCUAUUAUUUUUUUUAAUUGUCAAUCAAUUUAUUUUAACUAUGAAAGACAAUGAAAAACAUUCAUGUUGGAAUCGUAGUUUAUAUUAUAUAAAUGCAAAAUAUUCUACAGUUUUUCUUGUAUUUUUCUUUGGUAUCUAUAAUAUAUAUCCCAUUGAAGUUCUCAAAUAUCAGAAAAAAGAAGAUUUACAAGAUUAUCAACAAGAAGGCGUUGCCGGUGUGUGCUCAUUAAUAGUAGAUGGCACAAGUAAAAAAUUAUUAAAUGCAACUAAUUAUGGAUAUAAUCUAAUUGGAAUAUCUCUACCAUGUAUUAUUAUAUUUAUUAUUUCAAUUAUUAUUAUACAUCGUACAUAUCGAAAUCGAAGAUAUGAUGAAAAAUUACAUAACUCAUUCAAAUAUAUAGCUGCAACUAUUGGCAUUGUACAUUCAUUUUUUAAUUUACCAAUUCGAUUGAGUGAUAUGUUACUUAUGUUUUUAUCACCAUAUUCAUCAUUUUUUUCCUAUUUAAUUAAUUUUAAUCAUGAAGUGCAAUCGAUUAUUUCAUUAUCAUAUGCCUACAAGUGUUUUAUUUGUAUUAUUAUAUCUCGUCGAUUUCGUUUUCAUGCAAAAUAUAUUUUAUGCUUUUUAAUUGAAAAUAAAUAUGAAGAACGAGUUAAAAGUCGAACAAAUGGUCUUUUAAAAGCAAAUAAGCAAAUGCGUUAUUUUAUAGAACAUUCUCGACUGUCACAAGUGCCGAUUAACCAGUCAAUAACAAAGGCGUCCUCAAUCCGAACAACUAAUAGCAACAGUAUAUGUAACUAUAAUAUAUCGGAAGCGAUAUACUGGACAAGACCAUAUUUUACUCGAAAUCAAAAACAACGACUAUUACGACCUUGUGAUCGUUCGGUAAGCUGUCAUCAAUUAUCAACAACAUAUUCUUCAUCUGAAACUACGUUACCCCCAUCGAAUAUUAUAAUACGUCCUUCGCCGUAUUUUGUUCUCAUUAAUUUACCGAAUGGUGAACAUCGUCAUGUACCUUUACCACGUAAACAUGAGUCGAACUCUCAAAUGUUACCUUCAACACCAGUAUUAAAAAAUCAUUUUCUUUCUCGUAAUGUAGAACAACAAAUUACACAUGAACUGAAGCUUUUGACAUCAACACACAUUUAUUAA